AUGGAGAUGCCCGGAGCGCUCUGGGCAGUCUGGGCAGAGCAGUACGCUGCACAGCCCGAUCAGUCGGGGUGGCUGCAUGCGUACCAGCUGCCGCUGUGGUGGGACGUCCAGUGGGAGCAGGAUCAGAACACGCCCCACCCAGCAUACCUGGCCGACGUUGGGCAUGCACUUCCCAUCCAUACUUCUUCCAACUUCUGGCCCCCUGCCGACGCGCACUGGUCCACAACUACUAUGCUUAUUCCAGUUGACGGCAAUGAAGUGGACCGGGAGCAACUGGAGAAUGCACUGGAGAAGGCGCACAAGAAAAUCCAGAAACUCGAAAAGCAGUUGCAAUGGGAAGCCAAGAAGCUUGACGAUGCCAAUCUCAUGAGCAAGAUGACAAUCAGCAUUCUUGAAGAGCAAGUGCAAGACCUCCAUUCUGCUGUUGAAAUCUUGGAAGAGGAGUGCUGCAAAGCGGAGCCACCGCUGGCAGGCCUGUGCGAUGCCGAGGACCAGCGAGCGGAGGCCUCGCGGGAGCUACGCCAGCAGCAGGGGAAGGUCGCGGAUGUGCAGCAGCGCGCUGCACCGGUGGAGGCGGAGACCGAGAAAUCCGAAGAGCAGAGGAGGCAGAUCUCGGAGGGCUCGACAGCCCUGGAGUCCGAACAUGAUCGGAAGCUUGCCGAGGAUGUUUGCGACGAGCGCGACGUCGAGAAGACGUCAGCAGAAGUCGCUGCGACAGGCCGAGCAGACCUGACCAUCAAGGAGAAGCAGCUCGGGGAGUUGGGGAAGGAGGUGGACCCUCGGACCAGCUGUUUGCUGAAAGCCCUGGAGUCCGAGCGUGAUCGGAAGUUCGAAGCCUCCACCGAGGCAGGCGAUCUAGAUGUGGGCAACGCCAGCCCGCGCAGCCCCAAGAGGGUGCACGCGAUCAGCGAGGUGCCUACGAUCAGUCCUACCACCGCCUCGGCUGGUAGCGAGGAGCCCAGCUGCUCUUCGCCGGGUCAUGAUCUGUGGAACCACAUCCUCGAGGUCCCUGAAAGCUGGGAGGCUGGGGAGAGCCGACAGCCCGAGGACGGCGAGGCACGAAGCGAUCAGAAGCUGGCGGACUUGGCCGCUGCGUGCAGGGAGGUCGCGGAGGAAGCCGAGGUCAUUCAGAAGGAGCAGCUGGAGGCUUUCGAUGUCGUCCAGAACGCCGAGCGGCUCCUGGCGGCGCUGCGCAUCUCGCGGGAUCAGCACGCCACGAGCGCAGAAGUGGCAAUGCCGCAGAGCGAUGGCGAGGGCUCAGAGGCGGCUGAUGGCGAGGAGGUGCAGCAGCUGGCGGUGCCAACAGUGUACUGCUACACCACUCGUGACGCCUUCGAAUGGUGGUGGCGGCCAUGCUGCCCCGGCUUCGAGGUGCACGGGCGGCGGGCCUCGCCGCAGCCCGCCCUGCGCAUCCGCUCAGGCUUAGACCUCGCCGUCUAUGCUGAGCGGGUCUUUUGA
Molecule: messenger RNA, 1458 nt
Organism: Symbiodinium sp. CCMP2592
Lineage: Eukaryota; Dinophyceae; Suessiales; Symbiodiniaceae
Source: the annotation of a GenBank genome assembly